AUUUAAAAAGCGGACCUAAUUCCAUGUGCAGCUUUAGGGCUGGCUGCAAUUAUAAUACCCCAGAUUUAAAAGUUAUAUAGAUUUAAAGAAUGAGUCUCAAGACUUUUAAAGUUACAAAUCUGCACCAAGUUGACGAAGUGGGAUUUUAAUACCAUAUCAGCAGAGGGUUGAAACAUUUAAAUAAAACUUUAAAAACUUACAAAUCAGUAUGAAGUUGUCAGACUGGGGGUAUGAAGGCUAUCAAAUAAUUUAGCCAUUGGAAGAUUUAGAUACCAUAUUUACGUAAUAAAUCUGAUAAAGUUUGGACUCUGUUAUAUCUAGGUGAAAUUUAAAUUUCGUUCAUUUAAAUUUCGAGAAAAGUUGAAUGAAAGAAAAGAAGAUUUAACCGUUUUUAUUGAAUGGAUUUGAACGUUCAUUGAUUCAAUGGGGGAAUGAAUGAGUAGCCUGAUCGUAUAUUAAAUCACCCCAGGCUGUCAGAACUGUUAGUAUAACAUUAUUAUAUAGGUAACUAAUAGAAUAGUGUUGAACAGGUGAACAUGUUUGUAAAUAGAAAAAUACGUAAUGUCACUGGAUUUAUUGUCUUUCAGUUGUGGAAUUAAAACUUUGUGGAAUUAUGGAUAGGGAAUUGUAUAAUUCAAAAUGAAAAAAGUGGAAAAUCGUCGCCAGGAGAAAGUUUUCAUGCCGGCUGCUGCAAGUGAUAUCAAGGAUGUGUUGGAAAGAAAGAUUGAAGAACUCAGUAGACAUUUGGCAGAGGAAAAACAAGUUUCAAGAAGAGAGAAGAUUCAUGUUGCCAGGUUACAUAGAGAACUAGCAAGAUUUAAGGGAGACAAAGAAGUAAAAGAGAAGGACAACAUUCUGAAAGAUUUGGAGAGAGAAAGAAUGCUGAGAGCUGAUGCGGAAAAAAAGCUACGAGAGCUCACCAUAGAAACUGACCAAUCACAGUCCAGGCUGAGACACAUCCAAACAGAAUUUCAAAACAUGGAACAAGCAGUUUCCCAGAUGAUGCAGUUUAAAUCUAAGAUAGAUCAACUAAAACAUGAAAAAUCCAGUCUCUCUAUGCAGUAUGAGAACAAUUUACAGAAGUAUAACAGUCACAUCAGCAGUUUAGAGAGAGAAAACAUCAUGUUACUGAACGAUGUCAAAAAGUUUGAACAACAGAUGAGUAAUGGCACAGAUCAGGAGAGAACUAAGUUACUGUUAGAACGACUGAAGAUGUUAGAGGCAGAAAACUCGUCACUGGUACUAGAAAAUGAACAACAACGACAACAGUAUGAGAAAUGUCUGGAUGAGAUUGCUAACCAGGUGGUACAGGCAUUACUCGCUCAAAAGGCUCUCAGGGAAGAAUGUGUGAAGUUACAGACCAGAGUUCAAGAUUUAGAACUUCAGAACAAAGAACUGAAUUGUCUAUUCCAACAAAAAGUGAAAUACUCGUCAGAUACUGUUCUGCAAUCUCUUCCACCCAGUCAGACAGUAUCUACCAGUACAUUAUGUGAGAGUACAGGGUAUUACAAUAGUGUUUGUAGUCUUCCACCAUCAUCAUCUGUAUCUGUAGAAACUAUGCACAUCACUUCCACAUCACAUAGUAUUGUACAGUCGACAGCACUUAUACAUCACCCUUCCACAAGCACUGACUCGCUACACAGUUCAGACAAUGCAUUUGAAGACUGUAAUACUCUAACAAGUAAGAAAUGUAAUUCAACAAACUGUGGAACUAAUUGUGACAAUGGACAAUGUAGGACAAAAAUAGAAACAGAAUUUCCUGCAACGAAUUCUAGUCCGAAAAUGAAGCAUGUCAGUAUCGUAGAACGUGCCAGUGAAAAAGCAAAACAACGAAGCUCUUCCACCUCAUCCUUAAAUACAACAAGUAAAAUAAGGACGUUUAGGUCAAAUUCAACGAAUGCAUCAUUAGGGAAAAGUAAAAUUGUCCCUCCUGGUGUAAUUUCUCAGAGUUCAUCAAAUGUUUCAUCCAAUCAGAUAGAAACUACUGUACAAAUAAAUCAAUCAGAUUCAAGUGCUAAAAGAAGAAGCCUGUCUCAACCAGAUCAUAUUAAUAAAACUGUUACAAAUGUAAACCAGUCUAAAACUGGUUCAAAGCCUUCAAGGACUGAACUGAGUAAAUCAUCAAGUAAAUUGAAUUCAAAAUUACAAAAGUCUUCAAGUUCGUCAAGUAUACCAACUAAAAAGACGAGUAAAUCUCAAUCAUCACUACCUCAAUCCUCGGGAUCACAAAGUAGACUUCCACAGAAAAAGACAGACCAAGACUCAGGCAGAAAAAACUCAGGACAAAUAACUCAUGGAAGUUCUAACUCAAGAGUGCCUAAAACUGUAUCUUCUAUAAAAACUCAGGGAUCAUCUAUAUCGAAACUCAAUCAAACAAGUACUCAGUCUGAUAUAAAUACAAGACAAAGGGAAGUAACCCCUACAAAUAAUCAGCCAGCUAGAGUACCAUCAUUUCCAAACGGCCAGUAUUUUUAUGAUUAUAGUGACGAAGAUAGUGAUAUUAAUCGUCCAAUUUCAGGAUGUAGUAAUGGAUCAACAAUUUCAAUUAACGAAAUUUUAGAUGACGAUGACGAUACCGAUACAUUACUAGAUGCAGACUUUACUGCAGAAAAAUUUGCUUUUUUUGAAACUCCACAAUUUAUGCAAGCUGAAGUAAAGAAAAAGGAAAAAGCCAGAAAAAAGAAGGAGAAAUCAAUAUUUUCUAGUUUACGUGGCAAGCCAGAUAUUGUUAAGGAUACUGAAUAUAGUGAGAAAAAGAAUAAAAUAAAAAGUCCACGUUCACAUAGACGUAGGAGCUUACCACAUUCAAAUAAAACAAAACAACCAAAUCGACCCUCAUCACUUGUGUUGAAUUCAAAAGACAAAAAUAACAUGAAACAUGGAUAUAGUUCUUCAAGCUUAAGUAGUAGUGAGAGUGAUGAAAACUGGUCCCCACAAUUUGCAAGACAAUACCAGUUGAAACUGUACAAAGUUCACAAUAAAUCGGGAAGUAGUGAAAGUGGAAGUAUGUCUGGUUCUUUGUCAGAAAAGACCCAGAUGAAAUCAUCACAGGAACUAACGCCUACUGCUAGUGAAAAAUCAUUUGGUUCUCAAACUGAGGCUAGGGAUAAGGAUAUUUAUAGAGAGGUGAUUGUUGUGAAAAAUAUUGAUAAUUCAAAUGUUGGCUCACAGAAUAGGAAAAGGGGGCCUCCACCUCCGAUUCCCAAAAAACCUCCAAUAGCUGGCCGCCGCUCACCUGGAAUUAUAAUGGGAAUACAAUCCCCUGGAUUACGUAAUAAGACACUCUCAACUAACCAAGAACUGAGCUUAUUGAAACCUCAUGAAUUCAAAACUGGUGUAUUUGAUAAUGUUGAUACUAUUCAGUCAGUUAAUGUUGUCACUGAACAAACAGUGAAUCAGACUCAUAAAUAUAUGUCCUCUGAUUCAAGUUUCGAAAGCGUGAAAAAUGAUAAAGUAGAAAGAUCGGGAAGUAAAGACGAUGGAUAUUCAACUAUGUCUAGUGAUAUUCAACCAGAGAUGUUAGAAAAAUUUAGUGAUUCUUCAUUGAAAAGAGAUGCUGUAUUCCGAAAUGAUUUUCAGGUUAGAAACGAUAUGACUGUGAUGCAUGUUAUGGAUUCUAGUCACAAAUUUGUUAGUUGUGGGACUUCUCCAUUGGAAACAACUGCUGUAAACUCACAUUCAUUGAACUUUUCUCCAAAACGUUCCUCACCAAAUAUGCAAGAUAAAAAUAUAGGACAUAAUUCUUUAGGACGGGUCAAAGCUAUGAAACAAAUGUUUGAAGCAGAAUGUCAAAAACAAAAUGACAAUUGUAAAAGAUUUCCACUUCGAAAAUCGUUUUCUGUUGAUAGUAAAUUAGGGCACAAUGAAAAAACUUUAAACCGCAGAUCUCUUGGUGAUGAUGUUCAACUAAAUGUUACUGAAAUUGACGAGUCUGAAUCUAGAAAUCGUUCAUCAUCAUGGGGAAACAAAUCUCAUCAUGUGACCGAUUCUUUGCACCAAAAUGAUACUACAAAUCUCUUGGACAAGGACAAUAAAUGUUCACAAAAUAAGAAACAAAUUGAUGAAAGAGCUAAUGCAAAGGAACAAGAUCAUUAUGUCUCAAAACUUGAUCAUGUUACUUUGAGUUCUGACCAUGUGACCUCAACUUCCAGAAGUCACAUGACAUCAGACAGGAAUUCUAUUUAUCACAUGUUAAACAACAGUGAAGAGAACUUUCUUUCCGACAUUCCAGAAGAAAAAGAAGACUAUGGAGAAAUGUCUGGAGCAUCUAAUGAAAAAUUAUUAGAUUUUCCUGUGAGAAAACAAAUUUCGAAGAAAGAUCAAAUAUCAAAUUUACAGCUUUUUGAAACUUCCACAACAAAGCAUUACUGGUCAUCCACUUUGGGGUUGUGUAGAUUUUUGUCUGAUUCAGAUCUUGAGAAAAUAUCAAAGAAGCAGUCUGUUGAUGAUUUUAAGGACAUUGGCAAUAUCAGUUCUGGAAAAGCAUUGGAGAGAUCUGUGUCUCUAUCCAGUCUAAAUACAAAAACAGAGAUAUUGGCAAACAUGAAACUAGCUCCAACAUUGCGUAGAAGUUGUCGUCAAUCAUUGAUUAAUGAGAUAAAUGUCAACGAUAGAGUGCAAGAUAUUGUCAAGGAGCAUAUUCUGAAACAGCUUGCCCACUCAGUUGAUAGUGAGUCAGAUGACGAUCUCCAAAAUUACAGCUUUGAUCAACUUCUGGCAAAGAAACAGAGACAGAACUACCUGGCACAGUCUUUUGAGUCAAAGUUCAACCAACCAGCCCCAUUCAAAAACCAAUGUGAUUUCCCUGAAGAACCUUUCUCUUCAAAUUACCAUGAAAAGGAGUCCACUUUUUCGUCCAAUGAAGAGAGAGGCGAAGAUAAAGGUAGACAAUCCAGUAAAGAAUCUAGUCCAAUGGUGGAAAAGCCUUCAAAAUUUAGAAGUGACUACUACAGUCUCUGCAUGGUAGGAUCAAAUCGUAGUUUAUUUUCGGGAAGUAAUGAAGGCGAAUCUGACCAAAUUUUAAUUGAUGAGCCACAGUGUGUUAACUGCAAAGAUCCUUCAAAUUGUAGACAAUGUACAAAAGCUAAAAAUACAGAAGAAUUUGAUGAAAUUUCUCGACAACUUCAAAGUCUUUCGAAAACUGUGAAUGCUUUACAGCAGAGCUUGACUGGUGUGGAUAGCUGUGAUUCUGACGCUGAAUCAAACGAAGACCAUUCCCACAUGUUUAUAUCACCAAAUUCUGAUUUCCAUGGUGACGGUUAUCAGUGGGUUGAGGAUGAUGAAUUUUAUCUGACACCAUGUGGAGGUGAGCUCAUUAUGGGUGCGUCUCCGUUUUCUGAUACAGGUGCUUGUGCUGAGUGGAUUAAUGAAUAUGCUGAUGAUACAUCAUGUAAUGAUGAAUUUGAAUUUUACGGAAACUUUGCUGAUGAAUCUAUUGACAAUCGUCAAUUCCAAGCUCCAAUCAAAGAGGAGGGAGAAAUUAAAAAAUAUGAAGAAUCGAGAACAGUUACUCCUCCUCAAAGUAAAUCUCCAAUCCAGAGAGGUAACAAUGAUCCACAACCAUGUGAUAGUUACAGUAGACAAAAAGCACUGAAAAAACUCAGAGGUGAAGGUCAUGUGAGACACCAUAGUGACGGACAUCUUUCUAAAAUCAACAAUGAAAGCAAAUCAAAUGGAACAGAAGAGAGGAUUGGUUCUAUAUAUAGAUCAAGGGAGAGAACUGAAGAUAGCAAGAUGUCUGAUCCACAGGUGAGAGCAGCCAUGUUGGAUGCCAUGGUACAUUUAAGCGGAGCUAGCAUGGAUAGCUUGGAUGAUAACAUUGGUGUAGAUCAUGUGAUGUGCUCUAGACUCCUAGGUGGAGACAAAGGACCAGUCCGAUCCACAGGUACCAGGUCAGCUGUAGAUUUGUCUCAGUUUUUUGUUCGAUAUGGGGAACCAGAAGAAGAAGCAGUAGCAGCCUUUGAUUUCCUGGAUGAGAUUCCUGCUGAUCCUCUUCAGCAGCAGAUGACAGGUUUAACAAUCAGCCAAUCAAAUACAGUAUCUCAGUGUCCACAAACAGAAUUGACCAAUAAGGGACCAGAAAACAAAUCACUUCCUGUUCAAGAACAAAAACAUUUGGAAUCUGCAAAUUCUCAAACUAAGGAGGAAAAGUGUCAAGAUGUUAAAGGGAAUACAGAAAAUAAAAGCAAACUUCAAAAACCAGAAAAAAAGUUUUUCAAUUUCUCAAGGAGUAAAUCAACUAAAUCUACAGAUAAUUCAAAAGAAAAAGAAAGCAAGCUUCCAAAGAAGGUCAAAACCAAAGAGUUAAAGGAAAAAGACAAAGACACUCCAAAGGAAAAAUCUAAAAUUCCAAAGUUCAGAAGUUCAAGCAAUGAACAAAAAGUUUCUAAGCAGCUUAGUGUCAAAACAAUGCAAGACAACUCUAUAAAAUCUUCAAGUUUAAGACAUUUUAAUUCAGGAUCUCAUGAACAUGUUUUGUCUUUAAAAACAAACAAUAGAAUUGUUGAUAAAUUGUAACUACUACUUUAACAGAGUGUGGUAUUUAAAAAAGGGAGAUAAUCUUGGCAGUUGUAAUAUGAUAUUGUUAGUGUAAGGGUGGGACAGGGGUACCAUACGUGAAAAUUAAUGGUUAUUUAUUGUGAAUAAAAUAAUGGUAAAAGUAGAUAUUUUUCUCCAUUUAAUGCCAAAAACCACUAAAGAAUUCCAUGAGACAAAUGAGAAUAAAUUUUAAAGACUCAUUUAAUGCUAACAGUAGCAAAAAAGGGUCAAUUGAUUUUUGAUGAUAAAUGCCAAUUCUACCCUCUCAUAUUAGUGCUAUUGUUUUAUUAUUCAUGAUCAGAAUAUACCAGAUCAGAGGGGGCAGCCGGGGCCCUCCUUAGGGAGCUACGUAUAUGAUAAAUUCAUAGACUUGACAAGUAUCACUUCUAGGGCCCCCCUCUUUUGAUAAUCCUAGAUCUGCACCUGGACGUCACAAAAAUUUUAGGUAAUUUGUCAAAAUUUAUAAGUCAUCCACGAGAUGUUAUUAUGUACCAUUUUGAUUUCAUGUUUGUACAUUUUGUUCAUAGUAUAAAUAAGAACCUGGAAAGUGAUGGGGUAAAUAUUUCAUAAAAAAAUAGAUUUCAAGCCAAAAAAAGAUACCAAAGGUUUUCAAAGAAAAAAAAUAUUAUUUUGUGCCAUAGAACAUAUCUCAUGAAUAUUCAUAUGUUCAUAUAUAAUUUAUCAGUACAUUACUGUACAAUAUACAUAGAACACUUAUGCAAUAACUGAACUAUUGUAGUUUGUCAGUAGAAGUUAAAUAUAAUCCGACAGUGACUUUGUUUUUUUGUAGUUCAGGAAAUUUUUUCUAAUGCAUGUUUUAUACGAUGAAAUUCAAGGCCAUGUAAAUUUAUUUAUUCAAAUUAUUGUUUCUCUGGUAAUACAUAUGAAUUAUAAGAAGGAGAUGUAUUUAUAUUUGUCCAUUAUUAAAUUUGUUUUAAAAAUUUAGUAUAUUGGGUUUUUUUACAAAUUUUAAUGACAUUCUUUGUUUUCUAUAAUUACAGCUUACAUUUCUUUUGUUUUGAAUGUUCAUUGUCUACUUAUGUAUGUCUGAAUGUUUUUAAAACAAUAAGUUUAUUUUUUUUCCAAUUGGUUAUUUUUAAAAUUUGAAGAAAAAACAAGUUUUGUUGUUGUCACAUUGACAUUUACCCAACAUCUCUCAAUAUAACGGAAGUAUAAAAAACUAUCGUACAAGUUGGAGGUUUAACUAUAUGAAUAAAGCCAGCCUUAACCCACAAUUUUCUUCGUAAAAUGCUUGUACCAAGUCAGGAAUAUGACAGUUGUUUUCUAUUCGUUCCAUUGGUUGAUAUAGUCAAGCUUUUGAUUAUGUCAGGUUUUAUGGACUUCCCCCUUUUUUAAUUUAACUUAAAGUUUGGUUUCAGAGAAUCUCAUGGUUGGAUUUUUUUAUUUUCUUGGCCUUGAAUGUAAAUUUGUACUGUUUUUAAGUGCCAGUCUUUGUAAGAACCAGGCAAUUUUUAAACUUGCACAAGGAUCCAUUACAUUUUUAAAAUCGAGAACAAAAGAUUUUUUUUUUAUCAUUUUAUAGAGACUGGAUUUACUUGACCUUUGACAUUAUGUAUUCUUUCAUCAGUUUGAAAAGCUUUUUUUGUAUACACACAAUUUAUAUAGGAUUUUUACACUGGUUUUUGAUAUAAUUUUUUAUAACAUCAGUUUGUUACAAGUCUUGUAUAAUAUGUAUAUUUCAUUUCAUUUAUUUAAAAUGUUUUUCACACCAACAGGCCAAUAGAUAUUAUAUGAAAUAAGCAUCAGGCCAAUGAAAAUAGUGUUUUGUUUAGCUUCCCCUGACAAUUUCCAUUGAUAAGGGUCUGGGCCAUAUCUGAAUAUUGGUUGCUACUCUAAGAAAUUUUUAUACGCUAAAUAAGAUAAGAAUGUUUUUAACUACUUAGGGAAGAUAAUUGUAACAAAAAGGUUGAAUUUCAAAUAAAUUUGCAAAGAGUUAGGCUUUCCCUUUUUACUUCCUAAAAAACUAAAUCAUUGUUAUAUUUAUAUUUAUUAGAAAAGUACGUCAGCUUUUCUUGCAUAAGAUCGAGUAAAAGGAGGUGUGAGAAGUAUAUGUUAAGUUUUCAAAAAGUAGACAUUUUAAAGUCACAGAACUACCGUUACUAUGAAUAAUUUGGGUUAUAUAUAUAUAUUUAGUAAAGACAACACCGCUUUUUCAAAUAAUAUCCUUCCCUCAUUAGUAAAAUAGUAAAAUGUCUUAAAAACAGAAAAAAAAUGUAUAUGUAUGAAAUCAGUCUUCCAGCGUUAAGAUAGAAUUAUGUAGAUUUUAAUACUCAGCAUACAUGCAAUAUGCAAUGAAAAAUUCACAUUAUAAUUUUACUGAUUUUAACAAGUUUUAAAACCAUAUUGAAUUUAUCAAAGGGAGAGAAUUUAUUUAAUUUUUAAGAUGGGAGGUAACUCAAGAUGCAGAAUAAAAAUAAAAUUAUGUGCAGAUUAUUUAUCUCUAUAUAUAUUUGCAUGUACAUAUAGAUCAGAGAGAUUGGGAAUUGUAUUUUUCUGAAAUAUGUAUGUAAAGAUCUAAUAAAUUAAAAAAAAACAGAUAAAAACUAAUAAAAAGAAUAAAAGUUUCUAUGUAUUGUAAAUUCAGAAAUGCUUGUGAUACAUUUAUUAUUGAGAUUGUUGAAGUAUGGACAAACAUGUGUGUUUGAAUAUUACUUUGUCAGUAAAUUAUACAUACAAAAAAUGCUAUCAACGAUUGAAAAUGUUUAUUUUAGCUUUUUCCCGAAGCCUAACCAGUUGCAUUUUUUGCAAUAAUAAAAACAUUGCAAAAAUUUCAGAAUUUACAGUAUUUGAAUAGAACAGGUGUGUAUAAGGAGAGGAUGGGAGUCAGAAUGUAGGAUAAAUCUCUUUAGGGUUUUAUUUUUUAUUUAAAAAAAACUAUUAACUCAGUUACUUUAUAUUUACAGCAAAGGAAAUACAACCAAUAGAAAAUAAAUGAAGGAAACAGCCAUUUUUGAUUUAAACCAGUCUAGGAAAAAAACAUCUGAAAUCUCAGAAAACGCUCAUUUUGAAUCUGAAUCUAAAAAGCAAUGCCUGAGCACUCUAAUAAAUUGAAUCCUACAGUUGUCUGAAUUGUACUGAGUUCAUCAAAGUUGAAAUCUCUGGACAUGACAUAAAAUUUAUAAUUCAGUCUUUCAAGUGGGAACUGACUGUCUCACUUCAAAAUAUGUUUACUCAGUGGUCAACAAAUAGUGUCAUUCAUAGUUUUAAACAUUUCUAAUGUCAUGUAAAUUGUUUGAAAUUAUUUCUUGUCUUUUCUUUGAAUGAAUUAACAUUCUGUUAGUUAGUAAGGCCCCAUUACAUGAACAAUGUUUAAUUUUGUAAUAAGGUAUCUUUACUGGUAGGGAUAAAAUAAUAUAUAUAGGGAUUAGCCAAAAAAUACAGAAAAUUAGAAAAAAUAUAUAUUCCUACAAUUCAAAAUAAAUAAAAUGAAAAGUCCUCAAAGGGAGACAAUUCAUAUGAAAAUUAUUGUGCAUAACACAUAAUGCAUAACAUUUAGGUACUACUUAUAUUGGAUGUUUUGAAACAUCUAAAACUAUGUUAUAUCCUGAAACAAAUAUAUCAUGAGGCCAAAAAAUAAAAUUAUAUGUUUGAUUUUUCAGGCUAAAGAAAACAAACAUAUUUUUUUCAUUUGUCCUUACCAGAUUUUGCCAUAAAUGUCAAAUAUGUUAAUGAAUUUAUUAUGAAUAGGAUUAUUUAGUAUAAGAUUAAUGUUAAGUAGAUAAUCAUGAUUAGGAGAUAAAAAUCAUGUUUAUGAUUAAGUUUGUCUUAUAAUGUUUGUUGGACCUAGUCUCUGCAUUAAAUUAUUGAAAUUUGUCAACGACAUGCCAUGAAAAAUAAAUUAUUCAAAAACUAA
Molecule: messenger RNA, 10411 nt
Organism: Mytilus californianus (California mussel)
Lineage: Eukaryota; Metazoa; Mollusca; Bivalvia; Mytilida; Mytilidae
Exons: 14
Coding region: 640-6516 (1958 amino acids)
Biological process (GO): microtubule depolymerization; microtubule bundle formation
Cellular component (GO): microtubule plus-end
Source: RefSeq, a predicted model, not a curated record